CGCCACGCCUGAGCCCUUCGGCCGGCCUCGGGUGGGAAGGCGGGACGGCGCUUUGCACGCAGUAAGCGCUCAAUAAACACGAUCGAAUGAAUGAGCACUGCCUCGGUCCGAUCCGGAGGGGGUCGGGGAGCCGGCAGAUCCUAGGGCCGGGACAGACAGCUACCCAGGCACUUGACAGAGAAUCCGCCCUGCGUUGGCAGACCGACCACCCUACCCGGCUGCUGGCCAAACGCGACUUUCAAGUCCGGAAGCAAUGCGCUCUACGGCCUUACAGGUGUGAGAGGUUUGGGGUUUUAGGAAACUUCUAAGCUAUGGAGGAGACAGACAGGGAAGCAGUGGCCACGGCGGUCCAGAGGGUAGCUGGAAUGCUUCAGCGGCCCGACCAGCUGGACAAGGUGGAACAGUAUCGCCGCAGGGAGGCUCGGAAGAAGGCUUCGGUGGAGGCCAGGCUCAAGGCAGCCAUCCAGUCACAAUUGGAUGGGGUGAGGACUGGUUUGAGCCAGCUGCAUAAUGCAUUGAGCGAUGUAAAGGACAUACAGCAGUCUUUGGCAGAUGUCAGUAAAGACUGGAGACAGAGUAUCAACACUAUUGAAAACCUCAAGGAUGUGAAGGAUGCUGUAGUUCAACACAGUCAACUAGCCGCUGCUGUAGAAAACCUUAAAAACAUCUUUUCAGUGCCGGAGAUCGUUAGAGAGACCCAGGACCUGAUUGAACAAGGGGAGCUUCUGCAAGCCCACCGAAAGCUGAUGGACCUGGAGUGUUCUCGAGAUGGUCUGAUGUAUGAACAGUAUCGAACGGACAGCAAGAAUACUCACGAUAUGACUCUCAUCCACACCUACUUUGGAGACAUGCAGAAGCUGUCAGAGGAGUUAGCGAAGCAGUUGUGGAUGGUGUUGCAGAGGUCACUUGUCACUGUACGCCGUGACCCGACCUUACUGGUGUCUGUUGUCCGGAUUAUUGAGCGUGAGGAAAAGAUUGACAGGCGCAUGCUCGACCGGAAGAAACAGACUGGGUUUAUACCUCCCGGAAGGCCCAAAAAGUGGAAGGAAAAAAUGUUCAAUAUUUUGGAUCGAACUGUGACCACGAGGAUUGAAGGCACUCAGGCAGACACCAGGGAAUCGGAUAAAAUGUGGCUUGUGCGCCACCUGGAAAUCAUACGGAAAUAUGUCCUUGACGACCUACUUGUGGCAAAAAAUCUGAUGGUGCAGUGUUUUCCCCCUCACUAUGAUAUUUUCAAAAGGCUCUUAACUAUGUACCAUCAGGCUUUGUCCUCACGCAUGCAGGAACUUGCGUCAGAAGAUCUGGAAGCAAAUGAGAUUGUAAGCCUCUUGACCUGGAUUUUAAACACCUAUACAAGUGAAGAGAUGAUGGGAAAUUCAGAACUAGCUCCGGAAGUGGAUAUAAACGACCUGCAGCCAUUCAUCUCACAAGAUGUGAUCUCGGAACUACUCAACACAUACACGUCAACGCUGACUUCGAACAUCAUCGGCUGGCUGCGGAAAGCUCUGGAGACGGAUAAGAAAGACUGGGUUAAAGAAACUGAGCCAGAAGCAGAUCAAGAUGGCUACUAUCAAACCACACUUCCAGCUAUUGUUUUCCAGAUGUUUGAGCAAAAUCUUCAAGUGGCUGCCCAGAUAAGUGAAGAUUUGAAAACGCAGGUACUGCUUCUAUGCCUUCAGCAAAUGAGUUCAUUCUUGAGUAGAUACAAAGAAGAAGCACAGACAUACAAAGAAGAGCAUCUGAGGAAUCGGCAAUAUCCACAUUGCUAUGUUCAGUAUAUGAUAGCCAUCAUCAACAAUUGCCAGACCUUUAAAGAGUCAAUAGUCAGUCUGAAAAGGAAGUAUUUGAAAAACGAAGCGGAAGAGAGAUUGCCAAUGACCCAUCUGAACAUGGACGUGAUUUUAGAUUCCAUUGCAAAGGACGGGUGCUGUAGUCUGCUAGAUGAAGUUUUCUUAGAUUUAGAGCCCCAUCUCAGCGAGCUGAUGACCAAGAAAUGGCUGGCAGGAUCCAAUGCAGUGGACACCAUCUGUGUCACAGUGGAGGAUUAUUUCAAUGACUUCGCUAGGAUCACCAAACCCUACAAAAAGAAAAUGACGGUUGAGGCCCACCGCCGAGUGGUGGUGGAAUACAUCCAAGCCAUCAUGCAGAAACGAAUAUCAUUCAGGAACGCAGAGGAGCGGAAGGAGGGAGCCGAAAGGAUGAUUAAAGAAGCAGAACAGUUCAGGUUCUUAUUUCGAAAGCUUGCCUCGGGAUUUGGUGAGGACACAGAUGGGCACUGCGAUACCAUUGUAGCUAUUGCAGAAGUAAUUAAACUGACUGAUCCAUCCCUGCUUUAUCUUGAAGUCUCUACUCUCGUCAGUAAAUACCCAGAUAUCAGGGACGAUCACAUUGCAGCUUUGCUGACAGUGAGAGGAGAUGCCAGCAGAGAUAUGAAGCAGACCAUCAUUGAGACACUGGAUCAAGGCCCAAGCCAGCCAAAUCCCAAUUAUGUGCCCAUUUUUAAAGACAUUUCAGUUCCUUCCCUUACCGCCAAACUUCUGAAGUAACUAUGGGGUCCCACUGCAUUACACAUAAGUAACUCUGGCUCAUGGAAUGUCACUGUCUCAUACCUUUCAAAUAAGGUUCCUUGAAUUGAGUGUUCUGGGAUAGAAACUGAUCAGGCUGGUCUUCCACCAUGGAGAGCCCAGCCAUGUGAAGAACUGAGAGAUUCUGAUGGCUGGUGGAAGACCAUGUGCUGCCCAAACGGCAGUUGCAUUUUCUCAUAUUUACUUGUGGGUGUUGUAUUUGAUGUAAGGCUGUUCAGGAUACCAAAUGGUCCAUUGUGCACUUUGUCAUUUAAUGUUGAAUAAAAUGAUCAGAAAAGCAAUUUA
Tachyglossus aculeatus (Australian echidna) is the source of this 2870-nucleotide messenger RNA. RefSeq names its product exocyst complex component 3 (gene EXOC3). The transcript has 13 exons. Gene Ontology annotation, cellular component: exocyst. The coding region runs from base 312 to 2546 and encodes 744 amino acids. Gene Ontology annotation, biological process: exocyst localization; exocytosis. The record is from RefSeq and is a predicted model, not a curated record. NCBI's taxonomy places the organism in Eukaryota, Metazoa, Chordata, Mammalia, Monotremata, Tachyglossidae. Gene Ontology annotation, molecular function: SNARE binding.